Aspergillus puulaauensis is the source of this 1329-nucleotide messenger RNA. RefSeq lists its product as uncharacterized. The record is from RefSeq and is a predicted model, not a curated record. The transcript is spliced from 3 exons. Bases 1 to 1329 code for a protein of 442 amino acids. Lineage: Eukaryota; Fungi; Ascomycota; Eurotiomycetes; Eurotiales; Aspergillaceae.
AUGCGCACUCUUACUACGCUUCUCCUGGCGUGGCUCUUCAUAGGCCCUGCAGUCGGCCGCUCUCAUUUCCAACGCAAAGACCCCGACAUCAACAUCUCAAUUUCACCAGCCAGCUUCUUGGACAAAUCCUCCCAUGCCCCGCGCGCGGACACCAAUAGUCCCACCGACUUGAGCUGGGUUAAGAUUUGGGCAGCCCUCGGGGACAGUUUCACGGCAGGAAUUGGUGCCGGUCAAUUAUACACAUGGGCGGUGCUGACCUGGCAUGCUCUCGGUAUGACCAGUCUUGGCCUGCGGUACUGGAACAACGGUUUGGUAGUCAGCGGUAUUUCAACUUUUCUGCCUGUAGCGGAGAUCGACCAUAUCAGCACGAUCCUGCAGCCGAACAUACGCGAUAUCCUUACCGAGCUCAACAACAAAGUCAAGAAAGACGGUAUCCUCGUGUACACACUCUAUGCGCAAUACUUCAACACUGAAAACGAAGACUGCGCAGAGAAACACGACUGGUCGUUCCCGAGUGUCGCAGGUUUUGAAGCCCUCCCACUCACGGUUGAACGGCGUGAAAAGUUCAACAAGCUCGUGUUGAACAUCAAUAAUGCCAUUAAGGAGGUUGUGUACGAGUAUAAUUCAAACCCUGAUAUCGGGUACCGCAUCACAACCGCAGACUGGGAUGUAUGGCCUCGCCAGGCUGUCGUGGGCCAGUUCUGCGUCCCGGGAACCGGGCGUGAUUAUCCAGACGAGGAUCAGCCUGAUUUACAUUCCUUUCGACCCAGCCUCGGGUCUAAAGAGCCCGGUGGGCAUGAUGGCCUCAAGAGGCGAGCUCUCAUGUCUCGUGGGACAGUCAAUGAGAGUGAGGCCCAACAAUACGAAGCUGAAAUAUACAACUCGAUGUUUUACAGCUCUGCAAAUCCAGGUGCGGAUACCAUAAGAAGUCUGGAGGGUCGAGCUCCCUUUCCCGCCGACUGCCCCGGUGAUGACAGCUGGACUUAUGGAUUCGGACUGCCAGAUAGGUGGGGGAAAUGGUUUCAUCCAAACGAGCUCGGCCAUCGCACGAUAGCUUCGUUCGUGCUAGAGGCGAUAUUUGCUCAACGGGUCAAAAUCCUAGGGGUCACGAACGAAGCCUGCACAGACACGAUGGACAGGACGUACAAGAUAUAUUGCGAUGAAGUGAACCUCCUGGGUGACAGCGACGAACGUGUUUUCUAUGAUAACACACCCGACGGCCAUAGGUACCGAAUUUUCAGAACCGACAGCUCAAGCGAAUUCUCGGUAGAGAAUUGCAAAUCGGCUUUCAAAAGCUGGUUCAUAGCUGCUGGUCUGGCAGCCCACUGA